CCCACUAUCCCAGGAUCCCAUUAACAACAACCAUAUGUUAAUGUUAAUUGUAACAUCUGAUUGUCCUUUUUCUGUUAUUGCUCCACACUUGUCCUAGAAUUUAUUCACACAUGCACACAUAUCAUAUCAUAUAUAUACACAUACACACAUAAUAUAUACACUCGUAACUCUGUUCUUUGUAUGAUCAGUGUCUGAAUUUACUGAUAUAUUUGUUUGUACUUCUAGUAGAAGUUGCAUGUCAUUCUUGAUUAGAGGAGCUAAAAUUUCUAACCAAAGUUAAAUUAUAAGUACUAGACACCAGUAUCAAUAGCAUUUAUCAUGUUCCGCCGCAAGACCCAUUCCCAUUGUGAUCAGGAGGCAGGUGAGGAUCAACCGCACAAGGUUAAGGAGCUUAGGACUUCCUUGGCGCCACUAUCAGGACGCAGCUUACAGUACUGCAAUGAUGCAUGUUUAAGGAGAUACCUCGAAGCGCGAAACUGGAACGUUGAUAAAUCAAAGAAGAUGUUGGAAGACUCCUUAAAAUGGAGGUCAAGUUUCAAGCCUGAAGAGAUCCGUUGGCAUGAAGUUGCAGUUGAAGGUGAGACCGGGAAGGCUUUUAGAGCAAAUUUCCGUGACCGCGAUGGCAGGACUGUUCUUAUCUUGAGACCAGGAAUGCAGAACACGACAUUACUAGACAACCAGAUGAGGCAUUUGGUGUAUCUGAUAGAGAAUGCAAUUCUUAAUCUUCCACAAGGCCAAGAGCAAAUGUCAUGGUUGAUAGACUUCACAGGAUGGUCUUUAACCAAUAAUGUUCCCAUCAAAUCUGCUCGUGAGACAGUCAAUAUUUUGCAGAAUCACUAUCCUGAAAGACUUGCUAUAGCAUUUCUGUACAACCCUCCGCGAAUUUUUGAAGCAUUUUGGAAGAUAGUCAAAUAUUUUCUGGACCCCAAAACAAUGCAGAAGGUCAAAUUUGUUUAUACAAAGAACAAGGACAGUGUAGAACUGAUGAGGUCAUACUUUGACAUGGAUAAUUUACCAACUGAAUUUGGAGGAAAAGCAAAUUUAAAAUAUGAUCAUGAGGAAUUCUCAAGGCAAAUGGCUCAAGAUGAUGUGAAAGUUGCCAAGUUUUGGAGUUUUGACAAACACCACACUGAAACUAAUGGCUAUUCUGCAGCAGAAGCUACUCCAAAGCCUGAAUGUCUUGCUCAACCAGUCAUAGUAUAGAACUUUAGAUGCUUUGCUAGAGUACCACCUUAUAUUCUUCUAUGCAUGAGUCUAAAUAAAUGACAACAAAUGUAAGAUCAUAAGAUGUUCAUUUAAAGAAUAGGCAAUAAACGCUAGGCGAUUUCUUCCUAUUUA
Molecule: messenger RNA, 1338 nt
Organism: Lycium barbarum (goji berry)
Lineage: Eukaryota; Viridiplantae; Streptophyta; Magnoliopsida; Solanales; Solanaceae
Exons: 6
Coding region: 319-1203 (294 amino acids)
Molecular function (GO): phosphatidylinositol transfer activity
Source: RefSeq, a predicted model, not a curated record